Molecule: messenger RNA, 212 nt
Organism: Racocetra fulgida
Lineage: Eukaryota; Fungi; Glomeromycota; Glomeromycetes; Diversisporales; Gigasporaceae
Source: the annotation of a GenBank genome assembly
UGUUGGAGAAACUCGUCGUAAGAACGCCGAAGAACAUAAGACCAUUUCACAAGACCUCUUCACAGAAACGUCGGAAAAACAUAAGAAUGACAAGCUUAAAUCUAAAGAUGACAUCAACGAUGAUGUUACUAUAAAAAAAAGUUUAGUAAGCGAAGAAAUUCUACAGAUUCAUGUAUUGAUCUAUAUACUGCAUAAAUUGAUAUCUAUAUGGG